AGCGUGUGUUGCUGAUUUAUAUUAUUUUCCCAGUUUUCCCAGUUUUGAGAAGGUGUUGCUUGAUUUUUUUUCCUUUUUCCUGUGUGUUUUAUACUGUUUUAAUAGUCAUUAUGGUUUUUUGUUUUUAAUUUCCAUUUUUGGUUUUUAUUUUAUUCCUUUUUCUCAUUUUACUUUUUAAUAAUUUUAUUUCAAGAACAUUUAUUAAAAAUCAUUAACCUUUAAAAAUGUGACUAUUUUCAAAAUCCAUGAUCAUUUUUCAAAUUCAUAAAAAAUCAUGAAUAUUUCUAAAGUUCAUGAACAUUUGUACAUUUUGUGAAAAAAAUGGGAAUGUUCUUCAAAUUCACGAACAUUGUUUCAGAUUCAUGAGUAUUUUAAAUUCGUGGUUUUUUUUAUAAAAAAAGAAAAAUCAUGGCGUCACUGAGUAUGUUUUUGAAAUUUGCAACAUUUUUUAAAAUCUGUGAAUAUCUUUUUAUUAAAAAAACUUAUUCAAAUAAAAAAUAGGGGGAAAAGCUAGCAAUGGAGCGAUGGGGGAAAAAAAGCUAAGAUAGAGCUUCAUUGGCCGGUUGAUGCGAGCGUUAUAGCAACAAUUUGACGGUCUCGGCAUCAAAUAAGAGCUUCCAAAGGACUCACACAAGCAUGAAUGGUCUACACCGAUACAGUGCCCAAGACGGUAUAAAAAAACACCGCGGUAACACAAGUAAAACCCAAGGCGACAUACUAGAUAAAACCAAAUUGAAACAGCCGACUGCAAUAACCUGCUAGAACUUUAUAAGAUCUUCGAGAAUAAUCAAUAAAGUGGCCGUAUGCAUCUGCUUACAAGAAUGUGCAGGGUCAGAUGGGUCGUCAUACUCAUAGUAGAGUGGAUACAUGCAUGCAUCAUGCAUGGCCGUACUUGUUCAACUGUUGCCGACGCCGCGCCGUCCAUUUAACAUCCGAUGACUACACGAUACACCAAAGAAGAAGCGAGCUAGCUAGCUGACGAACGGUUGCUACCAAGAGCUAGCUGAAAUUAAGAAGAAGAUGUUUCUCCGAUGGAGUUGGCUGUUGCUGUCCCUCUUCUAGAUUAGAUUAGAUUAGAUUAGAUGCUCCUCCUACUACUAAUCCAUCGUCACUCAGUGCAAAGUCUCCUUCAAUCGUUGCCUUGUUAAACCAACGACAAAUUCAAUUCAAACCAGAUCAUUCUGCCCAACUCAUCAUGCGAAAAUGUCAAACACACCUACUACGUAGAGGAUUCAUUUACGUACCUUACCGCCGCCAUGGGCCAUGGCCUCCACACCUCUCCCUCCCUCAUUUGAUUUCAUCGCCGCCUUUUGGCCGUAUGCAUCGUUCUGAUGCAGAGGCCAGGGAGUCCCCAUUUCGAGGAAAAAAAAAUUCAUCGCCGCCGCGGGCCAACUCCAUCGUCCUCCCCAUCCCCAUCCCAUCCACCACCUCUUAAAACCUCGGCCGCCCACCCCCCACAUCUCGCCAGCCAAAACCGACUCCGCACCGGCACGUACCGACAUCAACGCGGGCGCGCUCCCUUGCUCCGGGCAAUGGCCCUCCUCCUCCUCCUCGCCUACGCCGCGCUCGCCGUGGCGGCGCUCUCGCACAGGUCCGCGCUCCACGCGCUGCGCCGCCUGUGGCGCUGGGCCGACGACCAAACGCAGGCGUACCAGCUCCACCAGGUGCCGCGCAGGCUCCCUGGUGCUGAGGGAGUCCACCGGGAGAACCCGCUGUUCCUCAAGGCCGCGGCGUACGUCUCCUCGCUGCCGUCGCUCGAGGACGCCGACGCCGUCUCCGUGCUCUCCUCCUCCGCCAACAAGACCCACGGCGGCUUCUCGCUCCGCCUCGGCCCCGGCCACACCGCGCGCGACGCCUUCCUCGGCGCGCGCCUCGCGUGGACCUGCCUGGCCCGCGAGGACGGCGAGGAAGCGCUCGUGCUGCGCGUGCGCCGGCACGACCGGGCCCGCGUGCUCCGGCCCUACCUGCAGCACGUCGAGUCCGUGGCCGACGACAUGGAGCUACGAAGGCGGGAGUUGAGGCUCUUCGUCAACGUGCGCGGCGGCGUCGACGGGGCGCCGAGGUGGGCGUCGGCGCCGUUCGCGCACCCUGCCACGCUCGACGCGGUGGCCAUGGACCCGGACCUCAAGGCGCGCGUCCGCGCUGACCUGGAGAGCUUCGCCAAGGGCCGCGCCUACUAUCACCGGCUCGGCCGCGUCUGGCGCCGGAGCUACCUGCUCCACGGCCCGCCCGGCACCGGCAAGUCCACCUUCGCGGCGGCCAUGGCGCGCUUCCUCGGCUACGACGUGUACGACGUGGACCUGUCCCGCGCCGACGUCGACCUCCGCGCGCUGCUCAUGCAUACCACCCCGCGCUCCCUCAUCCUCCUCGAGGACCUCGACCGCCACCUGCAGCUCCAAGACCACGGCGCGGAGGCGCGGGUGCUGAGCUUCAUGGACGGCGUGGCCUCGUGCUGCGGCGAGGAGCGGGUGAUGGUGUUCACCAUGCGGGGCGUCGCGCCCUUGCCCGCGGCGGUGGCGCGGCCGGGGCGGCUGGACGUGCACGUCCGGUUCACGCUCUGCGACUUCGAGGCCUUCAAGGCGCUGGCCGGCAGCUACCUAGGGCUGACAGACCACAAGCUGUUCCCGCAGGUGGAGGAGGGGUUCCAAGCCGCCGGCGAGCGUCGCCCCAGCCCCGCCGAGCUUGGCGAGAUCAUGCUCGCCAACCGCGCGUCCUCGAGCCGCGCGCUCCGCACCGUCAUCACGAGGCUCCAGCACGAGCGCGCGUCGGAAGGCUCGGCCGCGCCGACAACGGCGCCGCCGCGGAUGCCGCACAGAAGGAUCACGAGCUGGUCCGGGGCCGGGCAGUGGGACGGCGGGGCGGAGGAGGAUGCGGGGACGACGGCGUGCGCGGGCGGCGGGGUGUUGGGCAAGGACGCGGCGCCGAUGCGGGAGCUGAAGAAGCUGUACGGGCUGAUCAAGACGAGGAGCCGGAAGGAUGGCCCCGGGGUCGCGCCGUCGGAGGAAGGCGAGGCGACGGCGGCGGUGAGCGGACGCUGGUCCGGGUCCGGCAGCAACCACGGCAUGGAGCGGUGAAUUUUGGGUAGCCGGCGGCGGUAGAGCACGUGGUCGUAGCACAGUGUGGAGGAGUAGUCCUUUUGAGCAGAGUAGCUACAAAAGAGUAGAAAGCUUUUCUUUAGGGUAGAAAGUUGAAAACUGCCCUGAAGCUACAAAAAAUUCCAAACAGCAUUUUGUUAACGUCCAAGAGAUGCUUUUUUAUAGGCGUGUCAAAGUAAAAGUUUGAACACAAAAUUAUUGUUCAGAGAAUAUUUGAAAA
Molecule: messenger RNA, 3315 nt
Organism: Aegilops tauschii subsp. strangulata
Lineage: Eukaryota; Viridiplantae; Streptophyta; Magnoliopsida; Poales; Poaceae
Product: AAA-ATPase At2g46620
Molecular function (GO): ATP hydrolysis activity; ATP binding
Source: RefSeq, a predicted model, not a curated record